AUGGAAUGUGGGAGCAGCCCAGAGGUUUGGGCCAUAGCUUCGAAAGAUAUGUCCACAUUGGGGUGUGCAGCAGCAAGCAACAACGACAAUGCCUGUCCAGAGGGCUAUGAAGAUAUUUUUGACACAAACCAUUAA
This is a messenger RNA of Fusarium pseudograminearum CS3096, 135 nucleotides long. RefSeq lists its product as uncharacterized. The record is from RefSeq and is a predicted model, not a curated record. Bases 1 to 135 code for a protein of 44 amino acids. Lineage: Eukaryota; Fungi; Ascomycota; Sordariomycetes; Hypocreales; Nectriaceae. The transcript is spliced from 2 exons.